CGCUCAACUUCUCCUCUCAUUCACUUUUUUCUUUAAUUAAUUCAUUAUUAUUUCAUCUUCUCCCUUCUCCCCUCUCUGCAAUCUACUCCGCUUCCCCAUUUCUCUCUCCUUCUCCGGCGUCCGACGCUUUUCUCCACAUUUCGGAUUCCCGUGGGAGGGAACAAGCAAAGCAACUCCAUCCCAAUUCCAAGCCCGCGAUUUCCCAAUGCCCCACUUCCCAGAUUCCAUCUUCAUCUUCUCAACUGCGCCCCAUCUGAUUCUGCACUGACCCAUCUUCCCCACAGCCGCAGGCUGGGAUCCCAAGCUGUAUGCAGAUUCGCUCACACGUCUUUAAUUUAUGGGGGAUUGGGUUAUUGGAGCUUUCAUCAACCUCUUUGGCAGCAUUGCCAUCAACUUUGGGACCAACCUUCUUAAAUUAGGCCAUAACGAGAGAGAGAAGCAUUCUAUGCUAGAAAAUAAUGGCCCUAAUGGAAAGACACCAAUUAAGCCCAUUAUAUACUUCCAGACUUGGAGAGUUGGUAUUACAUUUUUCAUUCUUGGAAAUUGCCUUAAUUUUAUUUCCUUUGGAUAUGCUGCCCAGUCUCUUCUUGCGGCACUUGGAUCUGUACAGUUUGUGUCCAAUAUUGCUUUUGCAUACUUCGUCCUCCACAAGAUGGUUACUGUUAAGGUAAUGGUUGCCACUGCUUUUAUUGUUCUUGGAAACAUUUUUCUAGUUGCUUUUGGCAACCACCAGUCCCCUGUGUACACUCCAGAACAGCUGGUGGAGAAAUAUGGAAAUAUAACUUUUCUUCUAUACUGCGUAAUUUUGAUCUUGAUUGUUGCUUUACAUCACUCAAUCUAUAGAAGGGGAGAAUUGUUACUUUCUGAUUCUGGACAAGAUCUUAGACCGUAUUGGCAUAUGCUGCUACCAUUUUCCUAUGCUAUAGUUUCAGGUGCAAUAGGCUCCUGCUCAGUCUUGUUUGCAAAAUCUCUCUCAAUACUGCUUAGAUUGGCCAUGUCUAGUGCUUACGAGCUGCAUAGCUGGUUUACAUACUCCUUGCUGCUUUUAUUUCUCAGUACUGCUGGAUUUUGGAUGGCCAGGUUAAACGAAGGACUUUCCCUGUUUGAUGCAAUCCUUAUUGUUCCCAUGUUUCAGAUUGCUUGGACUUUCUUCUCCAUAUGUACAGGUUUUAUAUACUUUAAAGAAUUCCAGGUGCUUGAUGCUUUGAGGACGACAAUGUUCAUACUUGGACUGAUGUCGGUUUUCAUAGGCAUUUCUUUGCUAGCUCCCGAUGAGCCUAGAGACGGGGAAUUCAAGGAUAAUUCAUCACUGGUUUCUGGGAAGUCCACUAGCAUCUCGGCAGAAGAAGAGAGACUAAUCAUGCCAUCCAAAGAAGCAGCAGCAGAGACUAGGGAGGAAAGAUCGUUUUCACAAGGACUCUUGUUAAAGAUUUCAGAUGUAAUAGCCAAGGCAAAGGCUGCUUUGGCACUUUCUCUGGGUUUUGGAGAAGUUUCACUGAAUGCAUCUGCAGUACUUGUGAUGCCCAUGGUGUCAUCAAGGAUGACUGGCUUUAGAGGAACUGCAUUGGAGCGCCCGAAGUUGUUCUCCACGAGGAAGCCUGAUUGGAGUAAGGUCCCGUUGGAUGAGGAUACAAAGGUGCUCGACACAAACAUAGGUUUCUCCUAAAGCCUUUGAAUAGGAGUAGCAGUAAAAGAAAAAUUCGGCUGGAGUGUUAAAUCAAUGCCUUUUCUCACUCUCUAUAGGUAUAGUAGUUAGGAUUCAUUAUACCCGUUAUUAGCAUGUUCUUACAUAGAAUUAUAAAAGACAAUAUUGUAUAUUAUGAAGUAACAUUUUUUUCCUCAUAAAGCAAGAUAAUAUUUCCUCCCAGUUUUUAGAAGACUCAAACCUUACGAUUAUAUGGGAAGAGCAGUCUUAGUGCUGAAAUGAUUCCUUUCCGAACUUCCUAUAGCCAUGCCCAACUUUUGGAGUUUAAGUUGUAUCAAUAUUGAAAGAUAAUAUAAUUUAGGCUUAAAUACUA
This is a messenger RNA of Momordica charantia (bitter melon), 2018 nucleotides long. Its product is annotated as magnesium transporter, putative (DUF803). Gene Ontology annotation, biological process: magnesium ion transport. Gene Ontology annotation, cellular component: membrane. NCBI's taxonomy places the organism in Eukaryota, Viridiplantae, Streptophyta, Magnoliopsida, Cucurbitales, Cucurbitaceae. The record is from RefSeq and is a predicted model, not a curated record. Gene Ontology annotation, molecular function: magnesium ion transmembrane transporter activity.